UGGCUGCAUAGAGUUUCUCAUCUCUUCUUCUUGUCCUUUUUUGUUUCCAAUCACUAUCUUCAUUUUCUCUAUUUGGUUCUUAAGAAAUGGCUCUCACUGGUAAAGUGGGUACUGAACUUAAAAUUCAGACACCUGCUGCUAAGUUCUUCAAUAUUUUUGUGGAGCAACUUCACCACAUUCAGAACAUUACUGACACUGUGCAUGACACCAAGCUGCAUGAAGGGGAGUGGCAUGAUGUUGGUUCUGUUAAGCACUGGACUUAUACCAUAGAUGGCAAGGUAACAACAUGUAAAGAAAACUUUGAGGUCAUUGAUGUACAGAACAAAUCACUCACAUUUAACCUUUAUGAUGGAGAUGUUGCAAAACAGUACAAGAUCUUGAAGGCUCACUUACAUGUGAUUGAUCAGGAUGAUGGCAAUGCUGUCGCUAAAUGGAUUUAUGAGUUUGAAAAGGUCAACGAAGAUAUUAAACCUCCAUAUGGCUACCUGGAUUUUGUGAUUAAAGCCACCAAAGAUGUUGAUGAUCAUCUUAUCAAGGCAUAACUCCAAAAGCAAUUAAGAAAGUGUUAAAUAAAUAACUAAAAGAAGAAUGGAUUUUACUAUAGUUUAGUGUUCAUCUAAAUAAUGAGUAUUGUAAACUAUGAUUUGAAGAUUAUUGUUGUUUGCUUCUUCAUUUAUUUAUAGUUCCUUGAAUAUGUGUAAGUAUGCAUA
This is a messenger RNA of Abrus precatorius (Indian licorice), 710 nucleotides long. RefSeq names its product MLP-like protein 31. Gene Ontology annotation, biological process: defense response. Lineage: Eukaryota; Viridiplantae; Streptophyta; Magnoliopsida; Fabales; Fabaceae. The coding region runs from base 87 to 542 and encodes 151 amino acids. The record is from RefSeq and is a predicted model, not a curated record. The transcript is spliced from 2 exons.